AUGUCUGUCCCCGUCCGCCUCCUCACGGCCCGCACCACCACCCCUGCCAUCCUUCCCCUCGCCCAGACUCGAUCCGGUAACAACAAACCGAAAUCACUCCAAAAAACAAAACGUGUCUUCAAGCCGAAUUUGACCCGCGCCGACUGGCCUGUCACCGUUCUCGGGGGGCCUGUUGCUCAUGGGGAGGUGUUACCGAAGUUGAAGGCGGUGAAGAUGUCUGUGAGGAGAAUCAGGGAUGUGGAAAAGGCGGGAGGUAUCGAGGGUCUUUUGCUGUCAAGAAGGCCAAAAGACCUUACUUCCUAUGGCGCUCUCCUCCGAUCUCAGCUGUUUGAGCAACUGCAUCAGGUCAAGCGGGACGUCGAGCUGGAAAGGAGAUCAACGGAGAGCUUUGAAUCACUAGAGUCGGGAAUCCAUGACGAGAAGCUGGAACAGGUGGAGACUCAGAAGCAACCUCUGCUGGAGGGACAAUGA
Cryptococcus wingfieldii CBS 7118 is the source of this 471-nucleotide messenger RNA. RefSeq lists its product as hypothetical. The record is from RefSeq and is a predicted model, not a curated record. NCBI's taxonomy places the organism in Eukaryota, Fungi, Basidiomycota, Tremellomycetes, Tremellales, Cryptococcaceae. The transcript is spliced from 2 exons. The coding region runs from base 1 to 471 and encodes 156 amino acids.